CACGACUGCUGCUGCUAUGGACCUGGCUCACACUUCUGUGUGGCCUGUGUACAGCCAGUUCCCGAGGAAAGGAGUUUGUUACAGCAUUCAUGCACAACAGCUGGCCAAGCCAACCCAACCCUCAGUUUCAGCUGCUUAUCACUGGGUAUCAUCCUGCGACCACUGUCACUGUGACAGCAAACAAGUCGACCUUCCGCAAAACCAUUUCUGUCAAUCAGGGACAGACAGUGUCAGUUGUGCUCCCAACCUCCAUAGAGAUGGCGGGGACGGAUAUCUUAGAUAAGACAGUGCUGAUCCAAGCAGAUAAAGACAUCUCUGUCUUCUCCUUCAGCUACAAGACCAGCACAAGUGGUGGCACCAUGGUGUACCCAGUGCAGCAGUUGGGAACACUGUAUUAUGUGGUAACCCCAGCAGGUGACUUGUCCAACACUUUCAAGGAAUUCACAGUUGUAACUUACCAAGCUCCUGCAAAAGUUGAUAUUCACUUGACAGGGGCUGUGGUAUUCAGAGGGCGAGUUUAUCCAGCAGGCAGCAGGCUUGUUGCCAACCUCCAAGCCUUCCAAGCAAUCGAGCUGCAAAGCUCAGUUGACUUAUCUGGCACCAGGAUUGAAUCCACAGAACCCGUGGCUGUCUUGAGCGGGCACAGCUGUGCUGUCAAAAACACAGGCUGUGACUAUGCCGUUGAACAGCUGUUGCCUGUUCCAAGCUGGGGUACUACCUUCAUUGUCCCACCAAUGUCGUUCCAAAAUAGAUUUGACAUAGUCUAUAUCAUUGCUUCCCAAAAAACCUGCAUCAAGUACCAUUCUGGGUCUGCACAGAGCUCCCGUAAUGUAAUCGCCGGACAAGUUAUCCAGUUGGAAGUACAGGCUUCUCGGCCGCUUUACAUAUCUGCUGAUGUCGGACUUCAGGUUCUGUUCUUCUUCACCGGUGUCCCAACAGGAAAUGGAGCCUACGAUCCAUUCUUCAUCAAUAUUCCAGAUGUAUCAAGCUAUUGCAGGUUGUAUCACAUUGAUGGGAUGAGAAACUUUGAGAAUUAUGCCGUCAUCAUAGCCAAAACUUCAGAAACCAAUGGGAUCACGUUAGAUAAGAGAGCCAUUGGAAGCAUCCUAUGGAGACCAGUCCCUGGCACAGAAUAUUCUUGGGCUCAACCCAGGCUGGGCACCGAAGCUCGGGCCUCCUUCCUAGAGCACCCCAGCACUCCCUUUGGGCUCCUUGUCAUUGGAGGUACAUUCUAUGAUGGCUAUGGCUCUGUGGCCCUUUGUGCCUGCGGCAAACCAGUGCCCACCUGCAGUUCAAUCCAAUGCAGAAAGAAGGAGAAAUGCGAGGUCAUCGAUGGAGAACCAAUAUGUGUGCCAGAAUCUGAAUCUACUUGCUGGGCACAGGGAGACCCUCACUAUCACACCUUUGAUGGGAGAAACUUUGACUUCAUGGGCACUUGUACCUACACCAUUGCCAAGACCUGCGGAUCAAAUGCAUCUCUUCCUUUCUUCAGUGUCGUGGCCAAGAAUGAGAACAGGGGCAACACUCGAGUUUCCUACGUUGGUUCUGUGGCUGUCGAGGUCUACAACACCACCAUUUCAGUAGCCAGAAGAGAAAUUGGAUUUGUGAGGGUGAAUAACCAGCGUUCCCGGUUGCCCAUCUCCUUGUAUGAUGGGAAACUGCGCAUCUAUCAGAGUGGGAACACUGUCAUUAUUGAGACAGACUUCUCCUUGAAGGUCUCUUAUGAUUGGAACAGCUACCUGGUGGUGAAGAUCUCCAGCAGCUUCUUCGAGAAUAUUUGUGGCCUGUGUGGUAACUACAAUCAAAAUCCAGCUGAUGACUUCCAAACCCCUAGUGGCGCACUGGCUCCAACCCCUGUAGAGUUUGGGCGAAGCUGGAAGGUGGAAGAUGGUGACAGGUUCUGCUGGGAUGACUGCCACGGAGAAUGCAAAAGCUGCCCACCAGAGACGGCCAACAAGUACAAAGCUGAGCCAUUCUGUGGCUGGAUUAGCAAAGGAACAGGUGGCCCGUUCAGCCAGUGCCAUUCUGUAAUCGACCCCAAUAUCUUUCUGGAGAACUGCGUCUAUGACCUUUGCAUGAAUGAUGGCUUCAAGGAUUUUCUGUGUGAAGCACUGAAGAACUAUGCAGACACCUGCCAGAAAGCAGGAGUUACCAUCUCCGACUGGAGGACACCCACUGGUUGCUCUUUACCCUGUCCAGAAAACAGCCAAUACAAGGCUUGCGGGUCUGCAUGUCCUGCCACUUGCAACGACCAAGCUACUCCUGCCAACUGUUCCUCACUGCCUUGCGUGGAGUCCUGCCAAUGCAAUGAGGGCUUUGUGUUGGAUGCUGGAAAAUGCAUCCCCCAGUCUGCCUGUGGGUGCAUUUUUGAAGGGAAACUCUUUGCCCCCAAUGAGCAGUUCUGGGGAGAUGACACCUGCACACGACGUUGUGUCUGUAACCCGCAGUCCAGGCAAGUGACCUGCCAGGCAUCCAGCUGCCGGAGAGGAGAGCAAUGCCGGGUGGAGGACGGCAUCCAAAACUGCUACCCUAUCAGUUACGGCACUUGCUCUGCUUCAGGAGACCCUCACUACAUCAGCUUUGAUGGCCUAAGGUUUGACUUCCAAGGCACCUGCAUGUAUCAGUUCACCGGGCUUUGUGAGAACAGAGCAGAUCUGGUGAAUUUCCAGGUGCUCGUUCAAAAUGACCAUCGAGGUAGCCAAUCGGUGUCCUUCACCCGAGUCGUGGAGAUCAAUGUUUACGACACAGACAUAGUGAUUAGCAGAGAAAACCCUGGCAAAGUCUUGGUGAACGGCUUGUUGAUCAACCUGCCGUACAGCACAAAAAGCAACAAGAUCUCCCUGUAUAGGAGAGGGCAAGAUGCUGUAAUCCAGACCGAUUUCCAGCUGACUGUCACCUUUGACUGGCAAAGCCGGGUCACCGUGACUGCGCCCAGCACCUAUGCCGGAGCCCUUUGUGGUCUCUGUGGGAACUUCAAUGGCAACAAGCAAGAUGAAAUGACCAUGAAAGAUGGCGUGGUGGCCCCAACUCCAUCAGCAUUUGGUCAGAGCUGGAAAGUGCGGGAGAUACCAGGCUGCACUGAGGAUGAUAAAGGAGAGUGCUCUAAUCUACCAGCCAUUGAGAGACACCAACGGGAACUCAGCAGGGAGUGUGGGCUCAUCCUAGACAAGAACGGCCCUUUCAGAGAAUGUCACAGCAAAGUUGAUCCAGAGGGAUACUUCCAUGAUUGUGUGUACGAUUACUGCUUCUUUGAAGGCCAGCAAGCCGUGAUUUGCCAGGUCAUCGAAAGCUACGCCGCUGCCUGCCAAGCAGCUGGGGCGACCAUCCAUGCCUGGAGAUCCGAAGCUUUUUGUAGCCUUCCUUGUACUCAAAAUAGUCACUACGAGCUCUGUGCCAGAGGUUGUGCCCAGACUUGUGGAAGCCUCUAUGCUCCAGUCCUUUGUCCAGCCGAGUGCCAGGAAGGCUGUGUGUGUGAUGAGAACUUUGUGCUGAGUGGUGAUCAGUGUGUCCCGAUAUCCCAAUGUGGCUGCCACCAUCAAGGACACUAUUACACGGCAGGAGAGACUUUCUACCCUACAUGCCAGGAGCGUUGUUUAUGCCAAACUGGUGGGACUGUGAAAUGUCAAGCAUUCUCCUGCGGCCCUUAUGAAGAAUGCAAGUUGUCGAAUGGGAUCUUGAAGUGCCACCCCAUUGGCAACGCUACCUGUUCUGCUUCUGGGGACCCUCACUAUGUUUCCUUCGAUGGAUUCCGCUUUGAUUUCCAGGGCACCUGCACAUACACCCUGGUUAAGUCUACCACAAGCAGCACCACAUUGAUACCCUUUACUAUAAAUGUAGAGAACGAGGCCUGGGGGAACGGGAAGGUCUCGGUGACCAAGAUGGUCUCUGUCAACGUCUAUAACAUCACACUCACAUUACUGCAGAACAAGAAAGGACAAGUAAAAGUGAAUGGUGUGUUCCAGCCUCUCCCAGUGACUCUUUCUGGUGGACAACUCAGAGCCUAUCAGCAUGGCACUAAAGUUGUGAUCCAAACUGACUUUGGCCUCUACGUGAGCUAUGACUUGGUUUACGAUGUCAGAGUCACUGUCCCAGGGAGUUACCAAGGCCAAGUUAGUGGCCUGUGUGGGAACUACAACGGGCGUAAAGAGGAUGAUCUCCUGCUCCCUGAUGGGAGGGUGGUCUCUGAUGUGGCAGUAUUUGGAGCAGCUUGGAAAGUGUCAGUCCCUGGAGCGACUGGGUCCUGCUCUGAUGGAUGCUCUGGGAAUAACUGCCCAGUCUGUGAGGAGAGGAAGAAGGACAUUUUCAAACAAAGCAACUACUGCGGGCUACUCAUCGCCGCAGAUGGUCCCUUCAGAGCUUGCCACAGCAAAGUGAACCCUAAUGUUUAUUUCAAUAACUGCAUCUAUGAUCUUUGCCUGGGCAAUGGGGAUAGCCAUGUUUUAUGCAAGAGUAUUGAGAGUUAUGUGUCCUCUUGCCAAGAAGCUGGGGUCUCUGUCCAGCCCUGGAGAAAUCCAUCCUUCUGUCCUCUGAGUUGCCCAGUCAAUAGCCACUACGAGAUCUGUGCCGACCUCUGCGCCACCACUUGUGCCAGGAUCACAGACCCCAGAACAUGUCCAGAAACCUGUGCUGAGGGUUGCCAAUGUGACAAAGGCUUCUUCUUCGAUGGCCUCAACUGUGUUACUGCAGAACACUGCGGGUGCUUCCAGAAUGGACGCUACUACAAGCCCAAUGAGAAAGUUCUGCUGAAUGGAUGCCACCACAUCUGUACCUGCCUUCCAGGCCAGGGGGUGAUCUGCCAGGCCCACAGUUGUGCCACUGAUGAGACCUGUGAGAUUCGGGAUGGAGUCGUGGGUUGCAUUAAUAAAGAUCCUUGCAAAGCUUUGAAAUGUCGGCCCAAGGAAACAUGCAAAGUGGAGAACAACCAAGCUAUCUGCGUCCCUGACUUCACAGCGAGCUGCUGGGGCUGGGGUGACCCACACUACCACACCUUUGACGGGGUGAACUUUGACUUCCAGGGCACCUGCACUUACACCAUUGCCAAGUACUGUGGAAAUGACUCCACCCUAGUACCUUUCUCUAUAGACGAGAAGAAUGACAACAGGGGAAACCAGGCAGUGUCCUACGUGCGGCUGGUCAACAUCUAUGUCUAUGGAUACAAGAUCUCCAUCUACAAGCAGGAGACUGGGAGAAUCAGGUUAAAUGAUGAAAUCACCAGUCUGCCGGUGACUCUUGAAAAUGGCAUGAUUAGGAUUUACUCGAACGGCCUCAACGCUAUCCUGCAAACAGAUUUUGGCCUCCAAGUGACCUACGACUGGAACUGGCAUUUGACCCUGAGCAUCCCCAGCAGUUAUUAUGGGUCCAUGUGCGGGCUGUGUGGCAACUUCAAUCAAAACCCUGCUGAUGACAUGACCUAUCUCAAUGGUACUAUGGCCUCCUCCAUCGUGAGCUGGGCAAGCAGCUGGAAAGUCCCGGACAGGGAUCCCUUCUGCUGGGAUUUCUGCCGAGGGAAUUGCCCGACCUGCAGCGAGAACAAAAGAGAACUGUAUGGCAGCCAACAGUACUGUGGAGUGAUCAGCCAAACCACAGGAGGGCCCUUUAGAGACUGUCACGCCAGAGUGAAUCCGAACGACUUCUUUGAUAGCUGCAUUUAUGACGUGUGCCUAAACGGAGGAGCCAAGGAUAUCCUCUGCCAAGCACUGGAGGCCUAUGCUACUACCUGUCGGAAGGCAGGUGCUACUGUGUAUGAUUGGAGGACACCUUCUGGCUGUGCUUUGCCCUGCCCCGAGAAUAGCCACUACGAGGCUUGUGGAAACGCCUGUCCAGCCAGCUGUUCCGACCGCACUGCCCCCUCCUCCUGUAAACAGCCCUGUGUUGAAACCUGCCAGUGCAAUGACGGCUUUGUCCUCAGUGUCGACAAGUGUGUGUCUGUUGGGAGCUGUGGCUGUACAUACAAUGGGCUCUACUACAAGCCCGGGGAAGAAUUCUGGGCCGACGAGAACUGUGGAUCUCGCUGCAAGUGUGACCCCAGCCUGGGCAUUGUGGUGUGCCACCCAGCUGGCUGCAAAGCCAAUGAAAGAUGCACCGUGGUCAACGGGGUCCGAGGCUGUAACCCCGUCAGCUUUGCUACCUGCUCAGCAUCCGGGGACCCUCACUACACCACUUUUGAUGGGAAGAGAUACGAUUUCAUGGGCACCUGUGUUUACCAGCUGGCGGGACUGUGCUCCAGCGACCCAACCCUCAAAGCUUUCAGCGUCAAAGUGCAGAACAACAACCGAGGCAACACGAAAGUAUCUUACACCAAAGUGGUGACUUUGGAGGUCUACAAUACAACCAUUGUGCUGAGCCAGGAGUAUCCACGUAGAAUCCAGGUCAAUGGAAUCUUUGAGAACCUGCCUUUCUACCAGGAAAGCAAGAUUCAGGCCUACAUCAGUGGUGCCCACGCCUUCAUCAAGACUGAUUUUGACCUGACAGUCACCUUUGACUGGAACAGCUACGUCAGGGUCAUCGUUCCCAAUACCUAUGCCAAUGCCACUUGUGGCCUCUGUGGCAACAACAACCUGAACCCCAACGACGAUUUGACCAUGAAGAACAGGAGCCAAGCAACCAGCAUUUCCCAGUUUGCAGAGAGCUGGAAGGUGGCUGAAGUCCCCGGUUGCUCAGGAGGAUGCACUGGGAAGGAUUGUCCGGCAUGUGAGGAGGCCCAGAAACAGACUUACAAGGGUGACCGCUACUGCGGGAUCCUCAUUAAAAAUGAUGGGCCAUUCAGGCGAUGCCAUGGAACCAUUGCUCCGGAAUCCUACUUUAACGAUUGCGUCUUUGACACCUGCCAGUACCAUGGCAAUCAUGACACUUUGUGCAAUGCCAUCAGUAUCUAUGUGGCAGCCUGUCAAGCCCUGGGCAUCCAGAUUGACGAGUGGAGAUCAGGAUCCUUCUGCAGUCCCAGAUGCUCACAAGACUCUCACUACGAACUCUGUGGAAAUGGCUGCCCUGCUACAUGCUUCGGGCUCUCAGCUCCAGAGAGGUGCGAGGUAUCUUGCAAAGAAGGAUGCUACUGCGAUGCUGGGUUUCUCCUGAGUGCAGGCCAGUGUGUUCCUAUUGGGAAUUGUGGUUGUGUGCACCAAGGCAAGUACUACAAGAAGGAAGAGGUUUUCUACCCCACCGCCUCCUGUCAGGAGCAAUGUCGCUGUACGAACAGUGGAGUAGUUGAAUGCCAGAAUGUCUCCUGUGGAGCUCAUGAAGAAUGUAGGGUGGAGAACGGCAUCCAAGGCUGCCAUCCCGUGGGCUGCGGCCGAUGCAGUUUAACCGGAGGCUCCCACUACUUGACUUUUGAUGGACGAACCUACAGUUAUCAAGGUGCCUGCACUUACACUUUAGUAAAAGUCCACAGAAGGGAUUCUCAGCUGGUAAACUUCUCUGUGUCAAUAGAGAAUGAGCGUUCUGACAAUGGGCGUGUCACCUCAACAAAGACGGUUAUAGUGUCUUUUCAUGGAUACACCAUUGUACUCGAGAGAGCAAAACCAUGGCAGGCCAAGGUGGAUGGAGAGAUCUAUACCUUGCCAUUGAGAAGAGACAAUGGGAAACUUUGGAUCAACCAAGAAGGGAACAAUAUUGUAGUACACUCUGACUUUGGACUCAGUGUUCUUUAUGAUACAUCCUCUUACGUCUUCAUUUCUGUGCCUGGCAACUAUCAAGGAUAUGUGAAUGGCCUCUGUGGCAAUUUCAAUCAAAACAAGGCCGAUGACUUCAUUCUGCCCGAUGGAAAAGCCACUCAGAAUGUGGAGGAGUUCGGAGCUUCUUGGAAGGUCCCAGUUGAAGGUGCCAUUUGCUCUGACAGCUGUGGUGAGAAAUGCCCCGUCUGUGAUGCCACCAAGACAGCACCCUUCCGACCAGAGAAUUCCUGUGGAAUGAUCCAAGCUGCAUCAGGCCCGUUCAGAGAGUGUCACUUGCUGGUGAACCCUGCUGAAUAUUUCAACCGGUGUCUGUAUGACAUGUGUGCAGCCGAUGGGACAGGGCAGACCCUCUGCCAAAGCCUUCAGGCAUAUGCCGCUGCCUGCCAAACAGCUGGGGCUACAAUUGGAGCCUGGAGAACAAACAACUUCUGCCCUCUCACCUGCCCACCCAAUAGCCAUUACGAACUAUGUACGAGGACUUGCGAUUUCACUUGCACCAGUGUAUCCACUCCAGUGCAGUGUGCAACGAAAUGCUUUGAAGGCUGCCAGUGUGAAAACGGUUACCUGUUUGAUGGCAAUUCAUGCGUGGCCAUGGAGAACUGCGGUUGUGUGCAUGAUGGGCGAUACAUCAAGGUUGGAGAUAGCAUCAUCUUAGAUGGCUGCUUGGAGAAAUGUACCUGUGGAGCUUGGGGUCAGCUGAUUUGUGAGGAAAUCAGCUGUCAGGUUGGAGAGAUCUGUGCCCUCCGUAAUGGCAUGCGAGGUUGCAUAGGACAGAAGGGCGAGUGUAUUCUCACCCCUGGAGCACGGCUGACUUCCUUCGAUGGCGCCUCUGGGGAAAUCCUCCACAAGGGGGUUUAUGAAGUGGCCUCCCAUUGCAACGAAAGUGACCCUCUUUGGUUCAGGGUGAUAGUUGUCGUCCAGGAAUGCGGCAGCUGGGAUUUGCCAGCUGUAUCGACAGUACAUGUGUUCUUCCGGGGAGCUUUCAUCACUCUGAAAAAGGAUAAGGAGACAUGGGUCAACGGGCACCGAGUAGAGCUCCCGGUGGCUUUUGAAGAUGUGGCCGUAAACCUCUCCCAGGAUGGGGUUGUGAUCGAUUUGGCCUCUGAAGUUCACAUUCUCCUCAGACCCUGUGGGGAAAUGCUGGUGCAAGUCAGCGAUACCUUUGAGGGAAAACUGUGUGCCUCCUGUGGGAACUUCAAUGGGAAUCGUGUCGAUGACCUGAGGCUGCCCGGUGGAAAAGUUGCAGGAAACAUUGCAGAGGUUGUUGAUGCCUGGAAGGCCAAAGACUUCUCUGGCUGGCAAGGAAUGCCAAUUGCUCCUGCCUUCCUGAUAGCCAGCCUGCUCCCAAGGACUUUUUCCUCGAGUCCUUUAGGGAAAGAGUUUGCCACAGCUUUCAUGCAGAACGGCUUGCAACGAACCUCACAAGGGGAUUUUGCACUGAUGAUCUCAGGCUAUGCUCCUGACACGUCUGUCACCAUCUCUAUGAAGCGGCCAGCACUGAGAGCAGUGGCAAGGAUUAAUGAUGGUCAGACCCUGUCUGUGAAAAUCCCACGUGAAGCAGAGAUGGUUGGAACCGGUUUAUUUGACAGCACAGUCAUUGUCCGGGCCGACAAAGAUAUCUCCAUCCUCUCUAUUAGCAGUAAACCCAAUUCAGCUGAUACUACCAUUGUCUAUCCCGUGACAAGCUUAGGAACAGAGUAUUACAUCAUCACUCCAACUGUAGGUACAGAUCGCUACAGAGAGUUUGCCAUCAUUGCUUUGGAGGAGCCCACAUCCAUUGAUGUCUACCCCAAAGGAACUGUUACUUUUCAGGGGAAAACAUAUUACCGUGGGAACAAGAUCCCUAUUGCACUAAGUCCUUACCAAGCUGUCCAGCUACAAAGUGAGGUGGAUGUCUCUGGCACUCGAAUAGUCUCUCAGAAACCAGUGGCUGUCUAUAGCGGCCACACAUGCGUCUCUAGACAACUCCAUUGCGACCAUGUUUCUGAGCAGCUGUUGCCGGUUUCUAGCUGGGGUACCACCUUCAUCGUCCCGUCUCUACCCUUCGACACAGAGUAUGACAUAGUGUAUGUUUCUACUUCCCAAAACACUCGUGUCAUUGCUCAGACUGGAGAAAGCAGGAGCAUCCGGAAUGUGGCUGCUGCUCGAGCAAUCCUGCAUGGCAUUCAAGGCUCCACCGCCAUGUCCCUCUCCGCUAGCUCGGGCAUUCAAGUUACCUUCUUCAGUGAUGGUGGCACUCACGGCAACCUCCAUUUUGACCCUUUCUUCAUGGCAAUCCCCGAUGUCUCUAGCUACUGUCAGGCCUACAACAUCUAUGCGCAUGACCACUUUGAGAACUAUGCACUGAUCAUUGCCAAAUCUUCGGAGACUUCUGGGAUCACUUUAGAUAAGAGACCACUGAGAAAUCUCCAGUGGAGUCCGGUUUCUGGCACGGAAUUCUCCUGGACGUCACACAGAUUAGGCCAGAGAUAUGCAGUCCACACAGUGGAGCACCCCAGCUCCCUCUUUGGGCUGCUGAGUGUUGGAGUUGGAAAUGAGAAGGCAUACGGCUCCCCAGCAGUUUGUGCAAAAGAUCCCUGCAAAACACUGCAAUGCCGAACAAAGGAAACAUGCAAAGUGCAGAAUGGUCAACCAAGUUGUGUCCAUGAGUACAUGGGGACCUGUCAGGGCUCCACAUCCCACGAUAUCCGGACUUUUGAUGGCCUCAUCGUAGAAAUCCAACAUCCUUGCACCUAUACCUUUGUGAAGUCCUGCAGCAGCGACCCCAACCUUGUACCUUUCACAGUUGAAGAGAAGAGCAGCCACACGGACCACAAGGUCUCCUCCAAGAUGCAGCUAACUCGUAUCAAUGUGUAUGAUUAUAAUAUUACCAUCAGCCUGGGAGAAGGUACCCAAAUCAUGGUAAACGAUGUAGUUGGCAGCUUCCCCACCACCUUGGGAGAAGGAAAAAUCAAAAUCUCCAAGAACAAUGGGCUGCCUAUCAUUGAAACAGAUUUUGGCCUCCGGAUGAUGUAUGACGUGGACUUUGCUAUCGUGCUGACUCUCCCGAGUAGCUACUAUGGCACCACCUGUGGGCUCUGUGGGAACUUCAACGAAGACAGAGAUGAUGAUAUGACUUAUCUCAAUGGUACCCAAGCCUCUUCCAUUAUGGAAUGGGCUAGUAGCUGGAAAGUACCAGAUCAGAACUCUGCUUGUUUUGAGGCCUGUGAUGAGAGACAGGAGGAACUGUACAGCCACGAAAAGUAUUGUGGUGUGAUCAACCAAGUUUCAGGAGGACCCUUUGGCAUAUGCCAUCCCACAGUGAGCCCUUCUAAGUACUUCCGUGACUGCAUCCAUGAACUGUGUCUAAACAGAGGGGGGAAAGACACACUGUGCCAAAUGGUGGAGGCAUAUGCCACCGCCUGCCAAGAACAGGGCAUCACUACAGCUGAUUGGAGAACAGCAUCCGACUGUGAACUGGUGCACCCAGUCCACUGGACAAAUGAGACACUGCUUCCAGCAAGCCGCACCUGCCCUGACAACAGCCACUUCGAGGCCUGUGGAAGUGCCUGCCCAGCCACCUGUUCUGACCCAUCUGCUCCUUCCACCUGCCAAUUGCCCUGUAUGGAGACCUGCCAAUGCGACAAGGGUUAUGUUCUCAGCGACAGCAAAUGCAUCCCCGUAGAUAGCUGUGGCUGCAUCUCUAACGGUAUCCACUACAUGCCCAGGGAGGAAUUCUGGGCUGAUGAAAACUGCCAGUCUCGUUGCAAGUGUGACCCUAAGCUAGGCAGAGUGACUUGUUGGAAAGCCAGUUGCAAAGCCCACGAGAAAUGUGCUGCGGUGGAUGGAGUACGUCGCUGCAAAGGAACGACUUACUCCACCUGCAUAGGAACUGGAGACCCUCACUACACCACCUUUGAUGGAAAGAAGUAUGACUUCCAGGGUACCUGCGUUUAUCAGAUGGCGGCAGUCUGCUCCCAGGAUCCCACCCUUGCUCCAUUUUCGGUCACCGUGGAGAACAACCACCGAGGCAACAAGGCCGUGUCCUUCACCAAAGUCGUGACUCUGGAAGUCUACAAUAUGACCAUCAGCUUGAGCCAAGACUAUCCACGCAAGAUGCAGGUCGAUGGUGUCUUUGUGGACCUGCCCUUCUCCUAUGAAAAUAAGCUGAAGGUCUACAUAAGCGGAGUCCACGGCUUCAUCAAAACAGACUUCGACCUGAGAGUCAGCUUUGAUUGGUACAGCUACGCCAGGGUCAUUAUUCCUAAAGCUUAUGCCAACGGCAUGUGUGGGCUCUGCGGCAAUGCCAAUCAGGAUGCCAGCGAUGACUUCACCAUGAAGGACGGAACUCAGGCAAGGGACGAAAUCCAAUUUGCAGAUAGCUGGAAAGUGAAGGAUGUCCCAGGAUGUUCAGCGGGAUGUACCAGUAACUGCCAAGUGUGCGGAGAGGCAGAGAAAAAAGCCUACAAGAGUAACAAGUAUUGUGGGGUCCUCGUCAGAAAAGAUGGACCAUUCAGGCAGUGCCACGAAGCCAUUGAUCCAAUGUCCUUCUUUGAUGACUGUGUCUUUGACACCUGUCUGUACAAGGGCCAUCACGAUACCCUCUGCAGUGCCAUCAGUGCUUACGUGACAGCCUGCCAAGCUCAAGGCAUCCCAGUUGGGCAGUGGAGAUCAGCCUCCUUCUGCACUCCUCCAUGCCCAUGGAAUUCCCACUAUGAGCUCUGUGGAAACAGCUGCCCUGCCACUUGUCAAGGUCUCUCAGCACCAGAAACUUGCGAUGCUUCAUGUGUAGAAGGAUGCUUUUGUGACUCCGGAUUCAUCCUCAGCGGGGAUCAGUGUGUCCCUCUUGCAGAGUGUGGCUGUGUGCACCGAGACAGAUACUACAAGAAGGGGCAGGAGUUCUACCCAGACUCUUCCUGCCAGGAGAAGUGUCACUGCAUUGACCAUGGAGUGGUUGAGUGUCAGGAGUUCUCCUGUGGAGCACAUGAAGAAUGCAGGGUGGAGAAUGGCAUCCAAGGCUGCCACCCAGUGGGAUACGGAACAUGCAUAGCAUCGGGUGAUCCUCAUUACAUUACCUUUGAUGGACGAAGUUUUGAUUUCCACGGCUCCUGCACUUACACCUUAGCCCAAGUGUGCACUGAGAAUCCUCACCUAGAGAAGUUCUCAGUGGUGGUGGAGAAUGAAAAAUCCAAUGACAGUCCAUCUGUUUUCAUAAGGACUGUUGUGGUUUCGAUUCAUGGGUACACUGUUGUCCUUGAGAGAGGAAUGAAGUGGAAGGCAAUGGUGGAUGGAGAGCUACACACAUUGCCAAUGAGCAGAGAUGCUGGGAAACUCUGGAUUACCCAGGAAGGGAACAAUAUCAUUAUCAAGUCAUCCGUUGGUUUCACAAUCCUUUAUGACACUUUCUCUUACGUUCACGUGUCUGUCCCCAGCAUUUACCAAGGACAGAUGUGUGGUCUGGGUGGUAACUUCAAUGGUAACAUAAAUGAUGAUUUCAUGCUGCCUAAUGGGAAUCUUGCUCAAAAUGUGGUCGAGUUUGGGACCUCUUGGAAGGUCUCCAUGGAUGAUGUUAGUUGCUCCGAUGACUGUGGUGAGCAAUGCCCCACCUGUGAUGCUGCCAAGACAUCACGGUAUGAGACUUCCUGUAGAAUCAUCCUAUCCCAGUCGGGUCCUUUCAGAGACUGUCACUCUUUUGUCAACCCUGAUGAGUACUUCAGCCAUUGUGUAUAUGACAUGUGUGCAGCCAAUGGAAAUGGAGAAGCCCUUUGCCGUAGCCUUCAGGCCUACACAGCGGUAUGCCAAUUGAAUGGAGUCAAAACUGAAGCCUGGAGAACAGCCUCCUUUUGUCCUCUCUCCUGCCCAGCCAACAGCCACUAUGAGCUUUGCACCCGAUCUUGUGAUUACACCUGUGCAGCUCUAUCGGCUCCCUCUCUCUGCACUGGGGAGUGCUUUGAAGGAUGCCAGUGCAAUACUGGGUAUGUGUCUGAUGGGGAGGAAUGCGUCUCCAUGGACAAGUGUGGCUGUUCAUAUAAUGGGCACUACAUCAAGGCUGGAGAAACCAUCCUCUCUGGGAACUGUUCAGAGAAAUGUGCCUGUCACCCCUCAAGCAGGCUCAUCUGUCAGAAAAGCAGCUGUGGCGUGGGAGAGACCUGUACGCUCGCUGGCAAAGUGCGCAACUGUGUCAAGCAGGAAGGGCAAUGCAUGAUCACCCCCGGUGCCUGGCUCACCUCUUUUGAUGGUGCCAGAGGUAAACUCCUCUCCACGGGUGUCUACAAACUAGCCUCCUACUGCGAUGAGAACUCUCCUUCCUGGUUCAAGGUGGUGGUGGAUAUUAGUGAAUGCAAUGAGGACAGUGUGCCAGCCGGCACAGCCAUCUAUGUUUUCUUCCGGGAAGCUUUCAUCACAGUGACCAACCACUUGGAGACUUGGGUCAACGGUCUUCUGGUGCAGCUCCCACUGAAUGUCUCCGAGGCUGUAUCCAUCACCCAAUCGGAAGACACCGUUGUCAUUCACCAGAGCUCCAGGAUGCAGGUCCUUUUCCGUCCUGAUGGCGAAGUAUCCGUAAGAGUCAAGGACAGUCUAGCUGGAAAGAUGUGUGCUCCUUGUGGGAACUUCAACAAAGACAUCUCGGAUGACUUCAGGCUACCCAGUGGUCAGAUUGCAGGGGACAUUGCGGAGGUCAUGGAUGCCUGGAAGGCCAGAGAUUUCUCAGAGUGUUAUUAACAACUGGAGAGCCGGAUACUUCUUACGAUUGUCAUUUCUGAAAAGUCAUCGGAAGCAGUCUGGAACCACGCAUUGUACCUCCCAGGCACUUUCAGAUACUACAAUUGGUAAAAAUUUAGCCUGCAACCAAGACCAUGAAGAAAUGCAUUGUCAUGUCAAGACAUGGGGCCUGUGUUAAUACAGGACAGACCUAUCGAUGAAUAUGAGCAAUGAUUGCUAAGAAUGGAACUUCCAUGUUCGGAGGCAGUAUACCUCUGUGUACCAGAUGCAGUGGAGAAAGAGUAGGGAUGGUUAUCAACUAUAUGCCCUGCUUGAGAGCUUUCCAGUAGCAGCCGACUGGCCCCUGUGGGAGUCAGUUUGCUGGGGUAGCUGGACCUUCCACCUGAAUCACCGAGGCUGUUUUGACAUCAAUUCUAUUGAAUGUGUCCCAGUGAUUUGUGAAUUUUGAUGGGAAUAUAGCUUCCUUGGUGCCUUGUAAAUCGCAGCAUGUUCCGCAAUAAAAAACGUAGAAAGGCAUUGGGGUCUCUCAGCGACAGUAAAAGUCAGCCGGCUUAGGAAGGAAGAAGUAAACUCUUUGAAAAACC
This is a messenger RNA of Eublepharis macularius, 14956 nucleotides long. RefSeq names its product IgGFc-binding protein-like. The transcript is spliced from 32 exons. The record is from RefSeq and is a predicted model, not a curated record. The coding region runs from base 90 to 14372 and encodes 4760 amino acids. NCBI's taxonomy places the organism in Eukaryota, Metazoa, Chordata, Lepidosauria, Squamata, Eublepharidae. Gene Ontology annotation, molecular function: protein binding.